Molecule: messenger RNA, 4779 nt
Organism: Nerophis lumbriciformis (worm pipefish)
Lineage: Eukaryota; Metazoa; Chordata; Actinopteri; Syngnathiformes; Syngnathidae
Product: potassium channel subfamily T member 1-like
Biological process (GO): potassium ion transmembrane transport
Cellular component (GO): plasma membrane
Molecular function (GO): intracellular sodium-activated potassium channel activity; outward rectifier potassium channel activity
Source: RefSeq, a predicted model, not a curated record
CUGAGGCUGAAUCGUGGAUGUAGUUUUUUUUAAUGCACUCGUUCCUCUCCAUUGACAAAUUCAUGGAGAAAUUGCGGCAGCUAUAAAAAAAAAAAAAAAAAGUGUCAGCGAGUUACGUAAGAAGCGUAGAGUCGCUGACGACGUCAGGCAUGGAGCCCAGCAGCCUCCUCGCACACCCCCGGAGAUGCGCUGGCCGAGUCGGGGCUGGAGGGACCGAGUAGGGGCUGAGGGGGAGCGACCUGCUCGCAGUCGUCCGGAGCCAUGGCGGGCGCCAAGCUGACACCCUCGCCCUCGGAAAUCGACCCGGACGUCAAGACCGAGGUGCGGAAGACCCCGGAGCCCGCCUGGCUGCACUCCUCCUCCGCCUCCAACCCGCUGAGGACCGCGGGCUCGUUCGGGAGCGACGUCGGCCAAAGGUAUCAGGAGGAGUACAGUAUGGACUCCACCAAUGCCCAGGUGCAGGUGGAGUUCUACGUCAACGAAAACACCUUCAAGGAGAGGCUGAAGCUUUUCUUCAUCAAAAACCAAAGGUCAAGUUUGAGGAUCCGCCUUUUCAACUUCUCCUUGAAGAUCCUCACCUGUGUCCUCUACAUCGUGAGAGUCAGCCUGGACGACCCCAAGGAGACCAAUGGCAACCCCUGUUCAAACUUUAGAAACUCCAGCUGGCCAAAUUCAUCCACAGAGUCAACAGAAAUUCAUUGGAAGUUGAUUUUCUGCGUGACGAGACCGGAUCCCUUGUGGGCCAUACAAGUGACCGUGGCCUUGAUCAGUUUUUUGGAAACCAUGCUGAUCACGUAUCUCAGCUACAAGGGCAACAUCUGGGAGCAAAUAUUCCAGAUAUCCUUCAUAUUGGAGAUGAUCAAUACGGUGCCAUUUGUCAUCACAAUCUUCUGGCCUCCAUUAAGAACCAUAUUUGUUCCUGUUUUUCUUAACUGCUGGCUCGCCAAGGGGGCCCUGGAAAACAUGAUUAAUGACUUCCAUCGUGCUAUCCAGAGGACUCACUCAGCCAUGUUCAACCAGGUCUUCAUACUCAUCUGCACUUUACUCUGCCUGGUUUUUACUGGAGCAUGUGGCAUCCAGCACCUGGAGAGAGCUGGGAAGAAGCUGUCCCUCUUUGACUCCUUCUACUUCUGCAUCGUCACCUUCUCCACCGUGGGCUACGGUGAUGUCACACCUCAGAUCUGGCCCUCGCAACUGCUGGUGGUCAUCCUCAUCUGUGUGGCGCUGGUGGUGCUCCCUCUACAGUUUGAAGAACUGGCCUACCUGUGGAUGGAGAGCCAGAAACUGGGAGGAAACUACAGUCGCCACCGAGCGCAGACAGAGAAGCACGUGGUUCUGUGUGUCAGCUCGCUGAAGAUAGACCUGCUAAUGGAUUUUCUCAACGAGUUCUACGCCCACCCCAGGUUGCAGGACUAUUACGUUGUCAUCCUGUGUCCCACUGACAUCGACAUUCAAGUCCGCCGUAUCCUCCAGAUACCUCUGUGGUCUCAGAGGGUCAUCUACCUCCAGGGGUCCGCCCUCAAAGACCAGGACCUGAUGAGGGCCAAAAUGGACGAUGCCGAGGCCUGCUUCAUCCUCAGCAGUCGUAACGAGGGAGACAGAACUGCUGCUGAUCAUCAGACUAUUUUGAGAGCUUGGGCCGCCAAGGACUUUGCUCCCAACUGUCCUCUCUACGUCCAGAUUCUCAAACCGGAGAACAAAUUCCAUGUGAAAUUUGCCGACCACGUGGUUUGUGAGGAGGAGUUCAAGUACGCCAUGCUGGCCCUGAACUGUGUGUGUCCUGCCAUGUCCACCCUGGUGACUCUCCUGGUCCACACCUCCAGAGGACAGGAAGGGCAGUUGUCUCCGGAGCAAUGGCAGAGGAUGUACGGGCGCUGCUCGGGUAACGAAGUCUACCACAUCAGACUGUGUGACAGCAAGUUCUUUGGGGAGUACGAUGGAAAAAGCUUCACCUACGCCUCCUUCCACGCCCACAAGAAGUACGGCGUGUGUCUGAUCGGCGUGAAGCGUGAGGACAACAAGAGCAUCCUGUUGAACCCCGGGCCCCGUCACAUCAUGGCCGCCACCGACACCUGCUACUACAUCAACAUCACCAAGGAGGAGAACUCCGCCUUCAUCUUCAAACAGGAGGAGAAGCACAACAAGAGCCUGCCCGUCUCCGGCCUCUACGACGCCCCCUCUCGCCUGCCCGUGCACAGCAUCAUCGCCAGCAUGGGUACCGUGGCCAUUGACCUCCAGAACCCCGACCCCCCGGAGGAAACCAGCAAGCUGACCUUGCCCACGGAGAAUGGCGCCGGCAGCCGCAGGCCGAGCAUCGCGCCGGUCCUGGAGAUCGCCGACUCCUCCGCCAUCCUCCCCUGUGACCUCCUCAGCGACCAGUCCGAGGAUGAGACCAACCAAUCGGACGAGGAGGGCUCGGUGGGCUCAGAUUUUGUGAAGGGCUACCCCCCCAAUUCUCCCUACAUCGGGAGUUCUCCCACCCUGUGCCACCUCCUCCCACAGAAGGCUCCUUUCUGCUGCCUGCGUCUGGACAAGGGCUGCACGCACAACAGCUUCGAGGACGCCAAAGCGUACGGCUUCAAGAACAAGCUGAUCAUCGUGUCGGCAGAGACGGCAGGCAACGGGCUGUACAACUUCAUCGUACCCCUGCGGGCAUACUACCGACCCCGGAAGGAGCUCAACCCCAUUGUCCUCCUGCUGGACUACCCGCCGGACAACCACUUCUUAGAGGCCAUUUGCUGCUUCCCCAUGGUCUACUUCAUGGCCGGCACCAUCGAUAACCUGGACAACCUGCUGCAGUGUGGAAUCAUCUAUGCGGACAACUUGGUGGUGGUGGACAAGGAAAGCACCAUGAGUGCUGAGGAAGACUACAUGGCCGAUGCCAAGACCAUCGUUAAUGUCCAGACCAUGUUCAGACUGUUCCCCAGCCUCAGCAUCAUCACUGAGCUCACACAUCCAUCCAACAUGAGGUUCAUGCAGUUCAGAGCCAAGGACUGCUACUCACUGGCUCUUUCCAAGCUGGAGAAGAUUGAGCGAGAUAAAGGCUCCAACUUGGCGUUCAUGUUCCGCUUGCCGUUCGCAGCCGGCAGAGUGUUCAGUAUCAGCAUGCUGGACACGCUGCUCUACCAGUCUUUUGUGAAGGACUACAUGAUCGCUAUAGCCCGGCUCCUUCUGGGUCUGGACACAACCCCUGGUUCUGGCUACUUGUGUGUUAUGAAGAUCACCGAGGAGGACCUGUGGAUCAGGACGUACGGCAGACUCUUCCAGAAGCUCUGCUCCUCCAGUGCCGAGAUCCCCAUGGGGAUCUACCGCACAGAGUCGCACAUGUUCUCCACCUCCGAGACCAAGGACCGUUCCAUGCAGUCUGAGGUGUCCAUCAACGUGGAUCAGGGGGAGGAGCAGCGCCACCGCAAGGAGUCCUGGAAGGAGAAGACGGCGCACAGGAGCUCCAGCGGCAGCGAGCAGUCGGAGCACCCCCUGCUGAGGAAGAAGAGCAUGCAGUGGGCGCGGCGUCUGAGCAGGAAGAGCACCAAGCCCUCCAGCCGGGCCGAGCGCAUCUCGCAGCAGCGCCUUAACCUCUACCGCCGCUCCGAGCGCCAGGAGCUGUCCGAGCUGGUCAAGAACCGCAUGAAGCACCUGGGCCUGCCCACCGUGGGAUACGAGGAUGUUUCUAAUCUCACUGCGAGCGAUGUGAUGAACCGAGUAAAUCUCGGAUAUUUGCAAGAGUUGCAGGACAUAUCAGAGCAGCCGUAUAGAGACGCGACCCGGCCGCCAGACGAGAUGAACGACCACCAGAACACGCUGUCCUACGUCCUCAUCAACCCGCCUCCAGACACCAUGUUGGAACUCAACGACAUUGUGUACAUCAUCCGCUCAGACCCCCUGGCCCACAUGCCCGAGGAAUCCCAGGUGGGCCAGUGUCGAGGCACCAGGAACCAGGCGCGCUUCGGCUCGGAGACCAGAGACGAGACGCACCUAUGAGAGCCCCGCCCUCACCCCGUCCCCCUCUUACGCUGGCGAGAUCUUUGACCUCGGAGCCAGCGCCGCACAGGACUGUUGGCGUCACUCUGCUGACGCGUGAAGAGUGCCUCAUCAUCCGCCAUCUUGUCACAACUAACAUGGAGGGCGUCGUCUAAGGCUAGUUUCUUUUUGCCACACGCACGCACACACACACACACACACACACACACACACACACGCACACACUCUGUGCCCUCGUGCCUUGUGUUUGUGGGCCAAGCAUCAGGGCAGCAACAUACAGCAACCUUUUUCUUUUGGGUCAGUGGUUUCACUUCCUGUAGGAGCACACACACUUCCUGUAGAGCACACACACUUCCUGUAGGAGCACACACACUUCCCUUAGGAGCACAGGUGUCAGUGUGGGGGCGGUGCCAUUAUUGUAGAAAAUGUGGAUAUAGCCAUCAUCAUCAUCAUCAUCAUCAUCAUGGCAGGUGUGUGGACUCCCACUUUAGGGCAUUAUUAUGAUGAUGAUUAAUAUUAUGAUUAUUAUUAAGAUGAUGAUGAUUAUUAUUAUUAUGAUUGUUAUUAUUAUGAUUAUUAUUAUUAUUAUUAUUGUUAUUAUGAUGGUGAUUGUUAUUAUGAUGAUGAUUAUUAUUAUUAUUACUGUUAUUAUUAAUUGUUAUUAAUAUUAUUAUUAUGGUUAUCGUUACUAUUAAGUAUUAAUAAUAAAUGAUUAUUAAUUAUUAAUAAUGAUUAUUAUUAAUAAUAAUCAUCAUCAUAAUAUUCAUUAUGAUUAUGGUGAUGAGGAAUAUUAUCAUG